Molecule: messenger RNA, 1488 nt
Organism: Ornithorhynchus anatinus (platypus)
Lineage: Eukaryota; Metazoa; Chordata; Mammalia; Monotremata; Ornithorhynchidae
Gene: PEBP4
Product: phosphatidylethanolamine binding protein 4
Exons: 7
Coding region: 231-1094 (287 amino acids)
Source: RefSeq, a predicted model, not a curated record
GGGGGCAAGCGGGGAAGGAGCCAGGACAAUGACUGCAGGCUGUGAGAAGUUCAGGCAUCUCUGUGUUCCUCUCCACCCUCCUCCCAGCCAGAGGAGACCAGAUUAAAGACACCAGUGUCAGUUCCUAGCUGGGAGCCCCAGCCAGCUGUGUGGCCGCUUAUACAAGUGGCUCUCGUUGGCAAAGGGAAUGCUGUCUCUAAAAAUCAGCCCACUAUGGGAAGUCUCGGGUUAUGGAUCCCAGCAGUGGCUUGAACGGAAUUCUCAGCGCUCCCGACCCUCCUCCCAAAUGUAAGGUCAGGAUGAAGUUUUCAGCCGCGGGGCCAGCAGGGGCUACUCUGUUCCUGGGGCUGGCAGCCCUGAUCUCCAGCCAAGGAGGGGAGGAGCUGGACCUGGAGUUGGAUAUGGGGACCUGCGUGAUGGAUCCCGUGGUUGGUGAGGAUGCGGCUUUCUGCAGGGGCGGCUUGGAAGUUAUUUACCCAGAGCUGGGCGACGUUGGCUGCCUGUAUAUUCCCAGAUGUAACAAUUACAGGGAGAGGAUCAGCAAGGAGUGGAACGAACCCUCUGUUAGAUUCCCCCAGGCCCACCCGAAGAAGAAGUAUGUCCUGAUGAUGGUGGAUCCAGAUGCCUACAGCAGAGCUGAUCCUAAAUUUCGCUACUGGAGACACUGGCUGGUCACUGAAAUCCAAGGCAGUGAUCUGCAAGCUGGGAAGCCCAAGGGCCAUGUGCUGGCAAAAUAUUACCCUCCCGGUCCACCCCGCCGCAGUGGCUACCACCGUUACCAGUUCCUCGUCUACGAGCAACCGGCCCAUGAGACCAUCCUCCUGAGCUCCAACAAAUCUGCGUUCAGAGCAAUUCCACCUUGGUCUGGGGCCCAAGUGCCCACCCCUAUUGCCAUCACUGCUGUUGCUGCCCACCACCACUUUGGUCUGGCUAAGGUGACUGCAGUGCUGGCAGCCAGCUGGGGUCUCCCGGCAACCACUGCUCCCCAUCCACUCAACCACUGCAGCCCAGCCCUUCCUUCUGGGACUCAUGGGAGUGACCAGGGCAGCUGGAUGAAAUCACCACAUGAGGCCUGGAAGGAUCAUAUCAGCUGAAACACUGUGACCAUGGCGGCUGCUCCUAGCGCCAUCACCAUCGCAGCAGAAGGGAUCUCUCCCGCCGUCCCAGCUGACCACAGGAACCUAGUCCCACCGAAGGCCUUUUGGGUGCUGAAUCAGAACUCUAAAUAGCAGGAUCACACUAAUAUCACACUAGGCAAGCUAAGCUGCCUAGUCACCUCGAGCCGGGAACUCAGGCAAGGACAAGCAGAGUUCGAGCUCCCUUAGCCCUCGCCCCGGGAUAUUUGCUUUUGGAUUUUUUUUGGUAAUUCCUACUAGUAAACAGGCCCCUGGAGCAUAAUAUAAAGUAGAGGUGGCCAAGCUCCUGAACUGAAUAAUAAUAACUGUGGUAUUGUUAAGCCCUUACUAUGAGCCAAACGCUAAACUAAGC